AUGUUCUUCAGUUGUAAAUAUGCUGCUCUAGCUUUGCCGAUCCGCGGCUUCACAUCUGCAUCAGAUCCACCCUGUUCAUACCGUUUACUAACAAAAUUUUACGUAUCAAAACAACUGUCAAUCAACACCAAAAUUAGAAUUUUCAAUACAAAUGUCAACACAGUUCUAUUGUAUGGGGUAGAAACUUGGCGAACUACGAAACCCAUCAUUCAGAAGAUACAAGUGUUUCUUAACAGCUGUCUACACAAAAUACUUCUGAUCCGUUGGCCAAACACAAUCAACAAUAACAGUGGAAGAAUAAAUCAAGAAGAAUCACUGGAAGUAAAUAUGACAUACAUUGAAGAAUGCACCGAACUACGUCACAAGUCAAGCCCUCACUUGAAAUCUUCAAGGCCAAAGGAGGCUAGGAAUACCAAAGAACAAAUUAAACUGAUAAAUGGAGAGAGACAUGAGAAGAAAGAACAACAAUUGGAUAGAACUAAAAAUGAUCAUACUGUCACUGUACAUUCGGAUGAUGUUGAGAGACGGAAUACAGCGCCAAAACAUUUGAAGUUUUAUACGCAUUUUACUCAGAAUUUCUACACAAUGAAAGAUCAUGCUAAACUCUCAUUGUGUUAUUUUACAUUUUUACAGAUAUAUCUACGAGCGGCAAUAAAGUAUUGGGAAGAAGCAUUGACAGUCAAGAAACCUGGAAGUGGAAAACAACUAGCAAAAAGGUAUUGUGAAAGUGGAUACUAUUACACAGCUAUUGGGAAUAAUUCCAUAUUUUGUCGUCAGUCGAUGUGUAAACGCGAUGUUAUGUGCGGAAGGGUGAAAAUUCCAGAUCAGUAUGUAGGGGAAUGUUAUCAGGAAUAUUAUAACCGAUUACACAGAACUUACAAUAAUGGAAGUGGAAUACCAUCUGCCGGUUACAUCCUACUUGUUGAUGCUAUAAAUACACGUACCUGUUCUGGUAGUACAGCAGCAUUUGCAUCAUCAUGUUUAAUGGAUGAGGAAACAGAUAGGCCAAUUCUCGGAUUUGUAAAUGUGUGCCCAGGAAAAAUGGGAGUUGAUUAUCCUGAAGAUAGAAAUUCACUUGGAAUUUUCUUGCAUGAAAUUGGUCAUGCACUUGGAUUUUCAUCAUCCAACUUCCCUUUUAUGCGCUUUCCAAAUGGGAAAGCUCGAACUCCCAGGGACGAUAAACGUAAGCCAAAGUACAAAGAUCAAUAUGGAAAUUAUAUUCCGAGUAACAACACUAUCACAAAGAUUACAAGGACAUGGAGAAGUACAGCAGGAUGGUUUACAAAAGACUUUUAUGCUUUUGUUACUCCUAAAAUUCUGAACGCUGCAAGAAAACACUUCACUUGUAACCGGUUAGAUGGAGCAGAUUUGGAAAAUCAAUACCAAACUGGACCGAUAGGAUCGCAUUGGGAGGGAAGAACAUAUUCAGUGAGUUUACUGAAGUAUGAAUAUGAAUUUUGUACAUUCUAA
Molecule: messenger RNA, 1470 nt
Organism: Schistosoma haematobium
Lineage: Eukaryota; Metazoa; Platyhelminthes; Trematoda; Strigeidida; Schistosomatidae
Exons: 10
Coding region: 1-1470 (489 amino acids)
Biological process (GO): cell adhesion; proteolysis
Cellular component (GO): membrane; cytoplasm
Molecular function (GO): metalloendopeptidase activity
Source: RefSeq, a predicted model, not a curated record